AUGCCUGAUUUGCAAGUGUGUAAAGUGUGUUUCAGUUCCCAGCCCGGUUUUCUAGCUUCGCAGAAAGUGUAGUCGAGGAUUCGGCCGUUUUUCGACAUUUUUGUUAUAAACGAACGCCGCGUUAUUCGUUAUGAAGUCAAUCUCCCAGUUCUCUUAUGUUUCGUCGAUGUUCUUGGUUAAUCCGGGUCGUUGGAAUUAGUGAGCAGGGCGAAUCAGAAAUUCAGAUGCGUGCCAGGAGCACUCGUGCGAACACAUGUUGUGGAAUUCGUAAGUUGUCAUUAGCAGGACCUUUUUUCCAACAGUGGAGCUGAUUUUUCUCGUCAGGUUGGGCUUUCCGUGGCUCCCGGUCAUUCUCAGCUGCUGCGGUAAACACUCUUUUAGCGGAUACCAAUGUGCCUCUUUCUCGCGAAUACUACCUUCAGAGAUCUUCAUGAAUGUCCAGAACACUGUGACAGCCAUGGAUGUUGACUGUCCGAUAGUUAGUCUUAAACGGUCCAGCAGUGCUCCUAUGAUUAACGAAAUCAGUGCCACUAUGUCUAUUACCUCUCCGUCUACGUCUGCUCCAAGGGAUGCUGUAUCAACAUUUAAUGUUUUCGCCAGCACGCCACGCACAAGACGUUUUAGUACAAGUAGUCCCGGCAGUAUUCCUAGGUUAACUCCUCGCGUUAGUCAGUUAAGACAAGAAGAAUGUGUCGAUGUUGCUGGACGAGAAGCAGCACACGAAAAGGAAAUUCACAGUGCAAUGCAAAUCUCGCAGUCAUGGGAAGAUUUGACUCUUGAAGCAGAGGGCUUGACUUUCAAAGAAUCCGAUUCACCGACACAGCAAUUGAAUAAGUCAGAAAAACAAGUAACGAAAAGGGUAUUUGAUCCUCUCAACUUGAAUUUAUCUGGCGGUGGGCCGCCAUUGUGCUCGUCGCCUUCUCCAACGAGGUCAGGCCUUGGUCAACGUCAGUGUUAUUCUCCAGGCAUUCAUAUGGUAAACUGGAAAAAUACUUUAUCUCCUAGUCCAACGAGAAAAGCUUUUGCUACGAGGCGCAGCUUGAGUCCGAUAGCAAUUCGACCCAGUUGCCUUGGUCCAGUAAAAAGGAAAUUCGAACUGGACGAUAUCACCGACCAACAUUUACAACCUCCAGCCAAAAGAACCUCUUCUUUAGUUAUUUCAAAUUCGCCCAGGUUAGAUGCAAUUGCAAGUCCACUUCCAGGGACCAUAAGUUCUGUAGGAACCCCAGAAUCCCUAUCCAGUGCGGAUUCCCCUAGCUUUUCAUUUCAACCUGUAGAUAGUCCAUCGCCGAGUCGAAUUCUGACAAACGGAGAUGACCCGAUGUCUGACAACAACGAACAGACGAAGACAUCAGACAACUCUCAGAUAAAUCAAAGUGGUCAGUGCAAUUUUAGGUGAAUAAUGUGUUCGGCAAGGUCCCAAGAAACUAGUUGUCAGCAAAGGGAGAAGGAUUCCAAGACUUCUUUGUAAAUCAUUGUGCUAACGUGCCGAUCAACUUCUAUUCGCCAAUUACUACUUGCCAAUCUGUGCCACAUUUAUGGCGAACUAAACGAUAAGUCAUUAUUGAUUUUCUUUUUGCGUGUUUACUUGGAACCUGUAUCAACGUCUUAAGUAGCACUUGGGCGGGAUCUGGUUCGAAAAAGCGAAUAUCUAACCAUAUUAAUCAAUCAAAUGCUGAUAAUUUAAAAACUGGGAAUCCGAAUUAAAUUAAUAAUUCGAAUUUCACCAGAUUAAUCCCGAUACUAAAGCGGAACUCUAAAAACCUGCAUUUUUAGAGAUAGGAAUUGCAAUUUUUAAAACUGGACUGAAUAUUUAAAUAGCCCUCGUAUAUUUUUCGAACGAGUCUGGGUUUCUGGAAUGAGAAAUGGACGGAGAAACUCAGUAGUUUGUUGAAUUACGAGCGUCAUUAAAGUGGUAGAUCGAUAAGAAACGCGAGUGCGAUAUCGAAGCAGGUUUUCUUUUGUAACAAAAGCGCUCCUUGCUGAAUUGGAAAUUAGUAAACCUUGGGAUUUUUGUUUAUUCUUUUUCACCAGCGACGUAUUUACCGGCUAGUUUCCACCCCUCCCCCGAAGUUUCAACUGAUUUGGCGCGAAAUUUCUAAAGGACUUUUUGGCCAUCAUUGAUAUCUUUCUUUUUUCACCGGUAAUAUCACGAAAGAGGGAAAGAUCAAAAUUGAACGUGUCCCGUAAUACGGGUCAAUACCAAAGUACAAGUAGUAUAAUGCCAUAAAAUAUUUCUAACUUUGUUUUCAAUGCCAUUGAUAACGCUGUAUUUAUGAGUUUUUGUAAAUAGAACGCCUUACCUUACUGAAGGUAAUCUCUUGUUGGUAUGUGAUUUUAAAUUGAGUUUGUCAGCGUAAUAAAUGUUAAGAAUAUUGUGUAAUAUUAUGAUGUGGACCAUCUGGAUGACUGUGUUUAUAGUUGCGAGUUCUGAGCUAAUGAUGGGGAGUUUAGAUUUUAAUUUUAUUGCUUCAGGGUAAUCCAGCUCGGUGUAAAUUUAUAUCCCAUAACCGGGCAGUUCUCGCUUAUAACCGAUCGCAGCAUCUGAAAUGUGAUUAUUUUCUUCGGAGGUCAGUCACACUCGUAUUCGAGAAUAUCAAGAAAUAAUUUUCUGGAAUUCUCACUGAAGUCGUGUGAUUAAUUGAUACUGCAUAAAUAUCCGAUUUUUCUCUACUAGAGAGUCGAUUUUUAGGAUUCCUUAGUGAGUGAAAUCAAAGUCUCUAGUUCUAAGUGAUCCCUGGUCAGAAAUUGGCUAGGCAUUUUUUUUUAAGAAAUAAGGUUGGUUUGUACAAAUGUAGGAAAGAAAAGUAAUUUCAAAAUGGACUCUCUUGCAAGUAGAAUAUUAAAAAGUGAUGGAAAAAUAUUGGAAAGAUUAGCUCGAAACGAUUUGUGGUAUAUUUAGUAGGGUGGGUCGAAAAGAAAUCAAAUUGGAAGUCACAAACACCCUAACACUUGAAAAUUGCAUUUUAGGUCCCUGUAACCUGUGUAAAUUUUGAAAUAGAUUGAUCAUUCAACUUCCACAGAGCAGAAAUCUAUUUAAAAAAUUCGUAAUUCUGAGAGUUGCAAAAAUCGAUGAGAAUUUUUUUUGUAAUUUAUGUCCAAAAUUAAAAUUCUUAUAAGAUUUCAAUAUUGUCAGGUUUUCUAGGAAAGAUCUCGUUUUUAUAUAACUCAAAACAAUUUUUUUUUGAUAUUUUAAUAAGCUUUGCAAACUAUCGUAAAAUUUUUUUGAGUAUGUUUAUAUAUUAUUGAUAAAAUUGUAAUUCUCAGAGCAUUGCAAAUUCGUCAAUAUAUUUUUUUCUCUCCAAAUCUACAUAAUAUGUCAAAUUUCCAAUCAGGUUGUAAGAUUUUUGAAAAUGGGGCGUAGUGUUGACGUUAAGACAAAAAAUUAAUAUUAGCGAUUUUUACCAAACUCUGGGGAUUAAACGGGUUUUAAACUUAUUUCAGCCCCGCGGAACUUAAGGAUAUUGAUCGAUCUAUUUCAAAUUAGACACAGAUUAUAAGGGAUCUAAAAUGAAAUUUUUCAGUGCUAGGAUUUUUUUUUAUUACAAUUUUUGUUUUUGACCCAACCUUAUGAUUAGCUUGUAGAAACAAUAUAUUUCCCGGACUUAACUAGUGUGGCGAGUAAUAAAAAUGUAAGCAUCGAUGAAAGUAAUGCAUACGUGGUUUUUUAUGAUUUCUUUAAAUAUCAUUGAUCUUUAUUACAUUCACGAAAUAAAACGUAGGUUUCUUUAAUUAAAUUUCAAUAUUUUUCAAAAAAAAAAGUUGACCUCUCUUCUAAUAAAAAUACAGCCUAUUUGUUGUAAAUCACCUGCACGUUUAUAUCAUCUACACAACUAAUUGCUUUUUUUCAGUUUUAUUCGUCUCGAUUUAUGUUUUUGAUUUGCAAAUAAUCAAUUCUAUAUAUUAUGGAAGAUCAAAACGUGAAAAUGGUAAAAAUUCCUGGUAUUUUCUAAAUUAUCUCGAGUUUUAUCUGAGAUUUGAAAUGUAAAAUAAUCUCCUGUGAUCCUAGCCAAAAGUCCUUCAAAAUUACGUAGUAUGCAUAAAAAAUAACGUUUCUGUAUUAUCUUGUUAACUUUUUAUCAAGUAGCUCGACGAGCAAGUCAAGACUGGUUGAUGAUAACAAAACUUAUUGAUUUAAACUUGACAAAAUUUGUUCUCUCUUGAUGUCAUAGCACGUUUUUAUCUCCGAUAAGAAUGUGCAAAGAUUUUCUUAUAUAAAUUCCGUAGCGCCUAAUUUCUGGGCAUUCCCGAAUUUACGAAAUAACAUUUGAUGCUUCCUACUCCUAAGACUGAAAUCGAUGUUUUAAUACUAAACAUCUCUAAAUUAAAAUUAUCUCUUCCGCAAGAAAAAUGGGACUAAGAUUCGUAGCGCUGAACAUCGCGUUUUUCUCUGAAAGUAGAGUGAAUUAGAAAAUUCUCAGGACUUCUACUUUUCACCAAUUUGAACAAAUUUAAGCGUGAGAAUGUCGAAAUUGAAGAGUCACCAAACUAGAUUGAUGAGAAAUAGAAAGCUUGAGAAUUUGUUUAAUUGCUCUAAAAUGUAAAUUAAUAUUGUAUAUGUACAUGCUAUAGAAAACACAUCUACUUCGUAUUUGAUAGCCUAAUUGUAAGUACAAAGUCGAAUUAGUAGUUUCGAUUCUUGAAGAAGUGAAACUUUAAAUAAUAAUGAAUUAAAGUCUCGUGGUUGAUAAUGUCAUACUAAUGACCAGCGAGUCAGUUUAAAUCCUUGUAUAAAGUAAAGGAAGGGAGUGUACAUUAUUUCUCGCAAUUUGCGACAGUAAGUAAGUUUAGGUUGAGUAUGUGUAUCCGAGUAGUGACAGUGUUUGUAAAUCGUAUAUUAUUAAAUAAAUUGUAAUAGUAAACCACUUAUUAUUCCCGAAGGUAAAAAUGUACGGAAGAGCUGCAUACUGAUAAAAGUAGUAAGUGUUUACCGUAUUUAAUAUUUAAAUAUACGAGCGACAUCUACUGCUUACGUUCUCUCGAUAAUAACCGUUACCAUUCGAUGUAUUGAGACUUUUUACUUCGAAUUGACGAAUUAGAAAUUGCAAUUUGUAUCAGAAUACGUUAAGCCAAAGAUAUGUAUCGAUCCUUUACUAACUGAAGAGUCACCACCGAUAGAAAUGUGCUAAACUAAAUCAAUCGACUUCCUUUUAAAUCUUUUAUACUUGCGUAUCAUUACCAAUACUGGCCUUUCUGGUUUAAUUGUUAACAUCUAAGCCACUGACCUGCCCGCCUGAAUUAUCAAUUAUAAAACUUUUUGCAAUAAAAAGAGACUUGUGACUAAUAUCUGGUAAUCUCUUUUUAACACAAGAUGAAUAUAUUGUAAUUUUCAAC
Molecule: messenger RNA, 5334 nt
Organism: Belonocnema kinseyi
Lineage: Eukaryota; Metazoa; Arthropoda; Insecta; Hymenoptera; Cynipidae
Product: protein FAM122A
Exons: 5
Coding region: 431-1399 (322 amino acids)
Molecular function (GO): protein serine/threonine phosphatase inhibitor activity
Source: RefSeq, a predicted model, not a curated record